Messenger RNA from Knipowitschia caucasica, 744 nucleotides. Lineage: Eukaryota; Metazoa; Chordata; Actinopteri; Gobiiformes; Gobiidae. The record is from the annotation of a GenBank genome assembly.
AUGACGCUAUUCCAGCAGCAGCGGCGGAGGGGCGUGCAGAAGGCAGAAGCAUGCAAACCUGGCUCCUGUGAGAAUGUCUGCAGUCCGUGUGGAAGAGUUUCUCCCUCUGUGCGCGAAUACGGACACAGUGGCGCAAACUAUCCGCGCCAGAAGCUUGUACGGCAGCGUCCAGAGGCGGUAGAGCAGGUCAAAGCCGUCAAAGCCCAGGAGAACGUGUUUGCAGGGGAAUCCACGACUCCUCUCCCCGCGGCGCUUCGCUAUGGUGAGAGUGUGCGAGAGAGGCCCAUGGUCGUACGGACGCUCUGCCACAGCCACACGCAGGAUACAGCUCCGGGCACACGGGGACUCUUCGGCUGUGAGUCCGCGACACCACCGGGCCGACUCCUGCUUCGGUUCGCACGGAAAACGCACAAGAUCCCGAGAAUCUACGCGGAGAGGGACUCGUUCAGCACUGUCACCAGGGCGCAGCCAUCUUGGGUCGGGGGGGUGGCAGUCAGAGCUGCACCCAAUUCACAGAGCACCAGCUCCCCCCUGAUCCCCCUGCAGGUGGUCCGCCUCGGGCCCAGAGGAACUGUCGCCCUGUUUUCAGAUGUGCGAUUUGCUGGAUUACGCAGUGAGCCCCGUGAUACACCACUGCUGUGUUUUGGCCCCGGUCCCUGCCCAAACUGUCUGAAUCCGGGGAAAUGUUGUUUCUGGAUCGGCUCCAACGAGGCCGACAAGACAAGCCGCUUGAUGAACAGCUAA